AGCGCGAGCGAUUUUUCGGGGUAAAACCGGGGUAAUUACCGCUUGGGUCUACGGUAUCCUUAAGUACUUGAGCCGUCCAUAUUGAAAAAUAAUGCGACAAGCAAAUGUUUGCAAGCUCAUAAUAACCUCUGGUAACUCUACAAUGAAGAACAAGUGCAUUCUCGGAGAGCAUAAAGUUUACUUAGAAGUACUGACAAUGAUAUCCGCCAAGGAGGAGCCUGCCCUCCUGUUUUUCAGUACAAAUCCUAUCAGCAGUGUACUGGCGUCAGUUAUUUGUGUAACUCGGACGAUGAGUGUAGUAGUCCCGACGAGCGAUGCUGUCCUCAAGAAAACGAUUGUCCUCUAAAAUGCCGAAAAACUAUUAAAAAAAGAGUUGCCCUAUUGAUAUCGCCUUCCUUCUCGAUGCAUCCGCAAGUAUGGGACGGCGGACCUGGGGGAAAAUAAAGAACUACGUCAAGUCUAUCGUGGACAUGGGUGACAUAUCCGACCAAGGCACCCAUGUCGGUAUCAUAACGUUCAGCACCGACCCAGUAAUUGAUAUCCCCUUCGACAAAUACAAAGGAGUAAAAAUGAACGCCGUCAACAUCAAAAGAGAUAUUGACGAGCUAAGGCGGAAAAAAGGCUACACGUUCAUCGAUAAAGCGCUUACACUUGCCGAUAAAAGUCUUUUCACUCAGGAAGCAGGAAUGAGAGAGGACAGUCAGAAGGUGGCCGUUUUAAUGUCGGACGGAAUCCAGACCAAGGAUCGAGGACCGUUCACGCCUACCAUCAUCGCCGCCAAUCGUCUUAAAAUGAAAGGAGUCCAGGUAUACACCGUGGGUAUUGGCGCUAGUAUCGACGUAUUAGAAUUAAUGUGGAUAGCAAGCGAGGACACGGGUUUGUUUGAUGGCCAGCAUUUGGAGCUCUUGAGAGAAGAUUUGGCCAACUUUACCCAAACAAAGUGUGCAGUCAAAUAGUAGUUUAAUGGUGAUGGUGAUGGUUUCUUGGUUGCUCCGAAUUUGGGUUAUUAGAGACCAAACUUAGCUUACAUUGUACAAGUUCAAUGUAGAGCAAGUAGCACAUUGUUCGUUACGUCACAGUUGCUCUGUACAUAAACAGUCUACAAAGUGGUGGAGAAAACGGACUAAUCAGACAGCUCUAGAUUCCAAAUUGAGCAACAAGUUGUAUUAUAGACAAGAUGAUAUACAUGAAAAGCUGCAUCAAGCGUUGUUUGUGUCAUCGUACACGCAAAUUGUAUAAUGGAUUGUACAAGGACUGGAAUAGGUUCUUCUCUAUGGAUUCCAAAGUUUGUUGCAUAACGAGGAAGAGGCUAAUUAAAAAAAACAUGUUGAAAAGGGUUGUUGUGCCUAAACAAUUCUACAAAACCUUCAUGAUUCCAAACCCAGUCCCCCGCUUUGUUCAAAUGCAAUUUUUCUUCUCAAAGGUAAAAUGAAAUUUCUAGACCGAGCCGGUGCUUGCUGGUAUCUAUUUUAUGUGAGAACAAAGACGACAAAUAACGUUAUCUAGUUAUAUGCAAGAUUUAUCUUUAUCAUCCUGAAUUUAGUAGAAAUAAAGCGGGAUAUAUCUAUCGA
Messenger RNA from Nematostella vectensis (starlet sea anemone), 1571 nucleotides. Its product is annotated as collagen alpha-1(XII) chain. The transcript is spliced from 5 exons. Lineage: Eukaryota; Metazoa; Cnidaria; Anthozoa; Actiniaria; Edwardsiidae. The record is from RefSeq and is a predicted model, not a curated record. Bases 417 to 956 code for a protein of 179 amino acids.